UUUGUUUUCAACUUCAUAACGGGGGCCACCACAGACUCCACUCUCUGACGUCCGCAUCUGGCUUUUUUAAUGUGCAUUCCUCACUCUCCUUCUUCACCAUCAUCUUCAUCAUCAGCGAGGAAACCAAUCUCGAGCAUCGAGAGCGACUGCGAGGGGGAUGCAGCUUUCAUUUUUCUCCCUUUUUGCUCACCGCACCCCCUGACACCCACCUCUCGACACCAGCCCGACGUUUCCAGCUGAAGGAGGUUUAAAAAAGAAGGCAAAGGAAGAGAAGAAAAAGCCCUUAAAACAACAGAGAGAGAGAGGAGCAUCCCCCCCCUCUCUCCCUCCCCCUCCUCCUCCUCCUCCUCCUCAUCAUCAUCAUCAUCACCAGCAUGGCUCAUCCGCACCUUCGGACUGGGAAUCCGCAACAGCGAGAGUAAAAAAAGGGAAGGAAGAAGAGGAAAAAAGAAGAAGACGGUUCUUUUCUUUCUCUUUUGGUUCUUUCCUCUCCCUCUCUCCCCCUUUCUUCCUCCUCACCACCGCUAACCCCCCCCCCUCCUCUUCCUCCUUGAUUUGCCUUCGUGCUUUGGCUCCAGGAGACUUUUUUUUUUCUUUUUUUCAGCACUUUUUCAAAACUCCCCUCCAUUUACCACCCCCCCCCCCCCCUUCAAAAAAGGAAAAAAACAACAACAACAGAAGAAGAAUCUGAGGAAGAUGUGUAAUGCUGCUGUGGCCGAGGGGGUCUGGGACCUGCACGGAUUUCCAUAGCCGAGGAAAGGAAAACAUAAAAAAAAGAAAAAGAAAAAAAAAAAACAGCUGGGACCCAUCACACCUCUGUCUCCACUCCAAUGCCUCUUUCUGUUUUUUAAUAUUUCCUUUUCUUUCAUGGCCAUCACACAUGUGUGUGUGUAGUUGCUUGGGUUUUGAUUUAAGCUCUUGAUUUGGCCUCUUUUUUAUUCUCCUUCCCACUGUGUGGAUUUUUUUUUGUUUUUGUUUUUUUUUUUUACUUUUUUUUCUCUCAUUUAUUAGUAGAAUUCCCUCUCAUUUUGGAACCACUGGAGGCUGGAUUACUGAAAGUGCAUUAAACGGAUUUUUGUGGAAAUGUUGGGUCCUCAGGAAGACAAACUAUGUGGAUUGCUUUCUGCUCUGACGGUGCUGUCAUCUAUCUGCUUCAUACAAUGCACAUCCACUGGAUCUGGAAUAUCUGUGGCCAAGUCAACAGUGGACAAACUGCUGAAGGGGUAUGACAUCCGUCUGCGGCCAGAUUUUGGAGGUCCCCCAGUCAUUGUGGGAAUGAGCAUAAACAUCGCCAGCAUCGACUCAAUCUCGGAGGUCAACAUGGACUACACCAUCACCAUGUAUUUCCAGCAGAGUUGGCGGGACAAGCGACUGGCCUAUGUGGAGAUGCCGCUCAAUCUGACCCUGGACAACCGUGUGGCUGAUCAGUUGUGGCUGCCAGAUACUUAUUUCCUGAACGACAAGAAGUCCUUCCUGCAUGGCGUGACGGUAAAGAACCGUAUGAUCCGGCUCCACCCUGACGGCACGGUUCUGUAUGGGCUGAGAAUAACCACCACGGCUGCGUGUAUGAUGGAUCUGAGGAGAUACCCCCUGGACGAACAGAACUGCACCCUGGAGAUUGAGAGCUAUGGAUACACCACAGAUGACAUCGUGUUCUUCUGGCAAGGCGGGAAGAACGCUGUAACAGGUGUGGACAAACUGGAGCUGCCGCAGUUCUCCAUUGUGGAGCUACAUCUUGUCUCCAGAGAAGUGAGAUUUACCACAGGUUCGUAUCCCCGGCUGUCGCUGAGUUUCCGCAUCAAGAGGAACAUUGGCUACUUCAUAUUGCAGACCUACAUGCCCUCUAUCCUGAUCACCAUCCUGUCCUGGGUCUCCUUCUGGAUUAACUAUGAUGCCUCCGCUGCUCGGGUGGCCCUGGGGGUUACCACGGUGCUCACUAUGACAACCAUUAACACCCACCUGCGGGAGACCCUCCCAAAGAUCCCCUACGUGAAAGCCAUCGAUGUCUACCUCAUGGGCUGCUUCGUUUUCGUGUUCCUGGCCCUGCUCGAAUAUGCCUUCGUAAACUACGUGUUCUUCGGACGAGGACCCCAGCAGCAGAAGAAAAUCAACGAGAGGCUCAACAAAGCCAACAAUGAACGUUCCCGUUACGAGGACAAACGUCUGAGAGAACAGGACUCCAUUUCAGCGCCGUUUCAAACCAACACCCUCAGGUCAUAUACACAACGAAGAAAUCUGUAUCUCGAGGAACAAAGAAAAGUCGGGGUGGACGCUUACGGCAACAUCCUGCUCACCACCCUGGAGAUGAACAACGAGGUGAUGCCGUCGGACGUGGGCAGCAGCGUGAGCGACUCGCGGAACUCCGUCAUGUCCUUCGACAGCUCUGGCGUGCAGUUCCGCAAGCCCAUGGCCUCGCGGGACGGCUUCGGCCACCACUCGCUGGACCGCAGUGCCAUGCGCAGCCGUGCCAACUGCCGGCUACGGAGGCGCUCGUCCAAGCUCAAGCUCAAAAUCCCCAACCUGACGGAUGUCAGCACCAUUGACAAGUGGUCCCGGGUGAUUUUCCCCAUCACGUUUGGAUUCUUCAACCUUAUCUACUGGUUGUACUACGUGAAUUGAUGCGCGUCCUCCUAGGAAACAUGGGCCAUAUUUUGAGAGCACAUUGAAUUGGCUUUGAUACAAUUGGGAAAAUAUGUAUACACAUAUAGGAAAAAGUUCAUACAUAUGUAUAUGCAUAUUUCUAUAUAUUAUAUUUCUAUAUACACAUGCGUGUGUAAAAUUGAAAGGACUUUUCUGAUGUAAAAAAAAAGUAUUAUAUAGAUUGACUUGAAUGUUUAAGAAUAAUGCGAAACAAACAUUUGAAGCGUUCGAAUUUCUUUUUCUUCUGUAAUUACAAACAAACAUACAACCAUGAAACCCCCUUCUCCUACCCCCCAUCCCCCAGCGAGGGUUUGGAACUAAAGACUGCAUGAUAUUUUUGCUAAAAGAAAGAUUUGCGAGAUACAAAAAAGGACAUCAUCAGAGCGUCUCAUUGGCUUUUUAUUGAUACACACUGUAUUCAGCCUUUCCCAACUGCAGCUCGUGAAAUCAGCGGUGGCUUGUGUGCUUUUGGGCGCCGACGGGGCAGAACACCCUACUCCCCAAAACCCAAUUCACUGCGCCGCCUAGCACCCCCUCCGCUGUCUCCCAUGGAAGAGACUUACGGAAAUUGUCCGUUUCUACACUGUACAGCAACCUCUUUUGGAUUAUGUGUUGUUUUCCUUGAUUUUUGCGAGAGAAUGAGUUUCUCUUUCUCAGACAUAAAGCUCUGGUCAAUGGUUUACACUGGACGGCCAUCACCGCGCGUUUGAAAACCACCCAAGAGUCCCACCCAGAGUCUUCUUUUUCAUUUCUUUCUUCAUGAUGUUUUCUGAGAGUGAUCUCCUUUGGGGUAUAUAUUUUUCAUUAUGGUUCUAAGGAUUCUGACAACUCUGGUUGCUAUUAUUUUGUGAAAAUUCUUUCGGGGGAGAGCGUUACUUAAACAUAGAGUUCUAGAGUUAGCGCAUUGCUAGGUAAUGAGCCACAGAUAUGCAUUGUUCAUUUGGUUUCUUUAUUUCGUUUGUUUCAUUUCAAGAAAAGAAAAAAGGCUUCAAGUGUACAUUCACUCAGUAUUCUCAUUGACAUGGUUAGGUAGUAUAAUUGUACUCUUGCUUUAUUCUUGUUCCUAGUGCAAUCCAUCUGUUUUGUAGAUACAGCUUUCAUGAGCAUCAUAUACAGCUUUGUGUUGUCUGAGGACAUAAGGGGGACCAUGGUGAGCUAUGUUGUUUGUCAGAGCUUGGAUUUAAAGUUAGUCCAUCAACUAUAUGAUGUAAAGAAAAAAGAGAAAAAAGAAUAUUGUGUAUUUAAAAACAGGAGAGGUGGGAAUUGUUUUUUUUUUUAUCUCAUAUUUAAGUCAAGAGAUCAGCCCAUAGUGUUACCUGAUAUUGUAUGUAGUAACUCGCUCAUUGUAGUGGCCCAUCCUGAGAACGAUUCAUGCUGUUGUUUUUCUGGUUCCUCUAACGUGCCUGUCUGAAAACCUGAAGGAGGUGUCCUCAGUCGAUCAUUGAAGUAAAAGAGGGUGGAACAGCCCUUGACUUUUGACGUUUCACUUUACUGCAGACCCACCCACAGCCCUGAUGUUACGCAUCUUAGGAUUCAAUCCCAAAGACUGAUGACAUCAGCACGAUCAGGAAAAAAUAAAAAGAGCUUCUGAGUCUUUUACGGGGCGAAAUGAGAUGUACGAUAAAAGCCAUGAACUGAAGUGACAACCAAAAAGGCCUAUAAUCCAUUCUUAUUUCAUUACUACUUCUUUUUUCUUUCCUCUGCCUCAAUUAGCCGCAUCUUUUUAGGGUUCCAUGCACCAUGUCAUGCUGCACGGCCUCCACCAAACCUCUGCCCAUCUCUACAUGAUCACAACGAGCCUACUGCACGUGCUAGUUGCUUCAAAAUCCAUACAAAGUCCACAGACCUACCACCCAUGGCUCCAUUCGGUCCAAAUUCAGAGGCAUUCAAUCUCUCCAAGACCCCGUGCUCAAAUUGCUCAAGCUGCACACGUAGACGAACACCAACUAGACAUCGCUUCUGUCGCAGCAAGAUUGGGUCAGCCAAGGAGGAAGUACAGAAUGCAGAUGUCUUGGGAUGGGAGGUCCGUUAGGAGGUCUAGUGGACCUUCAAGUGAUGUGGUGGGUUGAGACCUGUGAACUCUGCUGUAGUCCAUGUGGAGGACAUUCUGAGCAGGUCUCAGUCCUCAGAGCCAAGCAGAGUCCCCUAGCUCUCAACUCAGAUCAUACCACACCAUUCUUCACAGAAAGGACUUAUAGAGAGAGACUGAAUGCCAGACCAUUAAUAUGCUACACUUACUUUAAGAGGUGAAGGAAAUGAGGCAACAAAAACUUUACUGAGCAGAGUAAAGAGGCCACUAGUCUUCUAACAGCCGUCAAGUAAAGUUUUUUAGGACUUGAGGUUGUUAGAACUUGACUGAAAAUGCCUUUUUAUGUUAGUUCUUUGAUAUCCAGCAGGACCAUAGUCAGUUGGUAGUAGGUGCAAGCUGGAAAAUAUCUAAAGUGUAGCAAUGUAAAUUCAGUGAACCUGCAUUAAAUGAAAGAAAAUGGGGAUGAGAUGUGAAGUAAUCAAUCUGAUAAAGGCUUAUUAGAAUUUCUUAAUAGAAACCAAUGAGAUGACAUUCGGUGUGCUGCAAAGAUCUGUCAGAAAGGCAAAGUGUAAAAUUCAAAUGGAUUAGCUGGUGAAUAAAUUGCGCUGCAUGCUAUGGUUAACAUCAGGCUAACAUCUGAAUGCAAACUCCAUCACUAUGCUCAGCGCCUGAGGACUAGUGACUUGACAAAUCACAUCAUAGAUGGAGCCAAUGAGUUUGAAAUCAAAAGCCAGAGAUGAGGAAACAGGGUCUUAGGCCAUCGCAAACAUGAACAUUCCUUGAAUGCUUGGUAGCAUGCACCCAUGCAAGCACUCUUUCAUGUCAUUUGAAUGCCCCUGCCUUUAAACAAUAUGACUGCACAACCUGACAAAUAAGAGGAGAAAAUAUAUUUUUACAUCUGAUAAAAGUGCACUGUAGAUUUAUCAAUCAGCUAUGAACUUAACUAAGGUAUGGUAUUUCUCUUUCAUUGAUUGACCCUAGAACGAUAAGUAAUCAUUUGGUAGCGCAGUAGAUUGUCUGUAAAAAAACAAAGCUUUCCUGAAGUAGCUAGUACAAUUUGUUCAAAUGGGGAAAUGCACAGAUUGCACCUAGUCAGGGACUAAAAUUUAGUCCAUAACUUGGCUUAAUCUGCCCUCACUUUGUGUCUUAUGCUUUAGAAGUACAUGACGUACAAGUUUUCUAUAGUAUCUGUUCAAUUACUCAUUAUUUAACUACUACUUGUUUCCCACUAUAUUUGCCGUUUCUAUGCACUCUUACUCUGUGAUACUCUGAAAUGUCAUCGGUUGGGAUGCAUCUGUGCUCGGCCUAUUAAGGCUGAACAGUGAACAGAGCAGAGAUUUGCUGCAUAGCAGUGCUGUGUUGUUCUGUGCCAUACAGAUAUGGUAACUAAGAACAGAUAAUAGGAACUUUGGCUUUGCAGUUUGUCAAGCCAGUAAGCAUGUCAUCUCCAGAUAUUCUGUUGCUCAUCAGCAUGUUCUUGUAGCACCAGCACACAGCUAAUUUACAGUGAUCUUGGUCAAAUUUUAGGUAGAAUGCUGGUUUGUUUGGGAUCAUUUGUUGCCCUCCAAGAUCUGCCUUAAUUAGAUCAUGAAAGUGUUUUUACACAGUGGAGUAUAUUAUCAGAGCAAUACAAUGCAAAUACCACGCAGCAAGUUAAUUCAAGCCUUAAUGGUCACAGUAGUCUUUAUAAUCAUGAUUAAACAUUGAUUAUGAAUCAGUAGACUGAGGUAAAUCAAAGACAACAUUGGUUGCUGCAAACAUUUAAAACAGGCAUUCAUUUUUAAUCAAUGUAGAUCUCUUUUUAUCUUAUAGUGAAGUUCAUACACCACAGUAAGUAUCCUGUACUGGUAAAAGUAUUUCCCAGAAAAGUGUUACAGUGCUAAAGUGUUAGCAAAAAGCUAUUUAGCUGGUUAGCAAACCCAGCUAAAUCACUAGAUCCAUGUCUGAAACUCAUUUAGUGCAGUACUGUUGUUAAUGCUACCAAAAUGGAAUAGCCACGUGAGAUAGCUCUCAAUUUACUCUUAUUAUUCACUUAGCUAACUGUUCCAGAAAUGUGUUAGGCUAUUAAAAGGUUAGCAAAUGCUAAUACUUUCCCAACUUAGCAAAUCACAUUAGCAUUUUGACUUUAUCGUGAAGUUUACAGUUUCAUGCUAGUGCUGGAAUCAACAUUGACAUAUUUUUAAGACCGAUAUGCUAGUUUACAGUGGUCGACUGGCCAAAAUACUCAAACAUGUAGCAACACCAGGCUGGAAAGGUGGUGUUUGUCUUGUGGCAAUCCUUGCGGAUUAGCUAAGCACUGUAGUCAUGUUUCCCUGUUUGUUUUUGCUCGUUUUUCAGUCGAAGAUUGAACAGUGUGAAAAAAAUAGGCCUACUCGUGAUAAAGCUUCAGAAAUGAGCUUCUGAAAAACACACUUUCAUUUGUUUAGCACUACUACCGACUACUGCAUCAUGUCUUUGUCAUGUUGUUGAGUUUGGUAAUGAAGAACCCCCAUCUCUUUGCCUUGUCUCAGACAUUUUGGUCAAUAGUCCUGCUCUCCGGCAAGAUCACAAUGCUAUUUUGAUGGCGAGUUAGUAACCCCGUUAGCAUCUCUGAGGAUGAAUUACUCCUAGCAUCUGAGAGUACUGUCGUGUUGCAUACCAUAAAAACUGUGAGUUAGAGAGGUAAUUACACUUCUGAUGCUAAGCUAACCUCUGUAUCGAGCAUAACAUCUUAUCAGUUCAGAGUACAUAGGACUUAUAUAUGGAUUUUCUUUCUCUGACUAAGCUUCAGUUCUCUUUGGGGAAUUAUUCUUCAGUUGUAGAUAUUAUUGCAGGCGCCAUCACGGAUUCCUUCUGCAAUGAUGGACAUGCCAUGCUCAAACAAUAUUCAUGUAAAGAGCAUCUUACUAAGAGACUUACGAAUGACAUUACGUCAAGGUAGCACUCUGGUCACUGAGGUGAUUGUUGGCCUUUUCUGGAGAAUGUGUCACAGUGUUAGACUCGGUUCACUGAAUUGUUCUGUGUCUUAAUGGUUUAGGAAUAACUAAGAUCCUAAGAUCUAUUUGAUUUUGUUUAUCUCUUUGUUAAU
This is a messenger RNA of Pygocentrus nattereri (red-bellied piranha), 7736 nucleotides long. RefSeq names its product gamma-aminobutyric acid type A receptor subunit beta4 (gene gabrb4). The record is from RefSeq and is a predicted model, not a curated record. Bases 1084 to 2619 code for a protein of 511 amino acids. Gene Ontology annotation, biological process: regulation of membrane potential; signal transduction; nervous system process. Gene Ontology annotation, cellular component: neuron projection; membrane; GABA-A receptor complex. The transcript has 10 exons. Gene Ontology annotation, molecular function: GABA-A receptor activity; neurotransmitter receptor activity; extracellular ligand-gated monoatomic ion channel activity. Lineage: Eukaryota; Metazoa; Chordata; Actinopteri; Characiformes; Serrasalmidae.